AUGGGGCAUGGUACGUUGGGAGUUCUUUUCAUAGGCGGGAUCAGGUAUUUCCUUGAAAGAGCUGACUAUAUGGUGGUAUGGUAUCAUAAUACGCGAAGGUACGAGAAGGCGAGAUCGGGCGUACCUCCAGCGGAUCUAGAGACUAUCACCAGUCCUGAACUCAAAGACUUCAUAUCCAAAUGUCUCAAUGGCAAAGACGACAGGCCGACCGCCAAGGAGUUACUCUGCCACAGUUUCUUGUUUGAG
Messenger RNA from Sphaeroforma arctica JP610, 246 nucleotides. RefSeq lists its product as hypothetical. The annotation marks the transcript as partial. The record is from RefSeq and is a predicted model, not a curated record. NCBI's taxonomy places the organism in Eukaryota, Ichthyosporea, Ichthyophonida. Gene Ontology annotation, biological process: protein phosphorylation; intracellular signal transduction. The transcript has 2 exons. Gene Ontology annotation, cellular component: cytoplasm. Gene Ontology annotation, molecular function: protein serine/threonine kinase activity.